AGCCGAACGCCAAUCGAUGUUAGCGAGGAGAGGGUUGCGCUUAUCAGUCCUGUAGGUUGCGCUCUGGUGUAGAUCCGUCUUGUGCUUCGGCCGCGCUGGUGGAGGGAGUUCGGUAGCGGCAGAGGAAGUCGAUUGCUACCACCACUUUUCUAAGUUUAUUACAUGAAAAUGGAGACAGAGCAGGAAGAGGUUGAAUUCACCAACACAGAAACCAACGGCAAACGCCCAGCAGAGGACAUGGAGGAGGAACAAGCUUUCAAGAGAUCUAGAAACACGGAUAUGAUGGUUGAACUACGUAUACUGCUUCAGAGCAAAAAUGCUGGUGCAGUAAUCGGUAAAGGAGGAAAAAAUAUUAAAGCGCUCCGGACAGACUACAAUGCCAGUGUUUCAGUCCCAGACAGCAGUGGCCCCGAGCGUAUAUUAAGUAUCAGUGCAGAUAUUGAGACAAUUGGAGAAAUAUUGAAGAAAAUCAUUCCUACAUUAGAAGAGUAUCAACACUACAAGGGAAAUGACUUUGAUUGUGAGUUGAGGCUCUUGAUCCACCAGUCUCUGGCCGGAGGAAUUAUUGGUGUUAAAGGUGCAAAGAUCAAAGAACUACGAGAGAAUACGCAGACCACAAUUAAGCUUUUCCAGGAGUGUUGCCCCCAUUCUACAGAUCGUGUUGUGCUUAUUGGAGGAAAGCCUGAUCGAGUGGUUGAGUGCAUCAAAGUUGUUCUGGAUCUCGUAUCUGAAUCUCCUAUUAAAGGCCGUGCACAGCCAUAUGACCCUAACUUCUACGAUGAAACAUAUGAUUAUGGCGGUUUUACAAUGAUGUUUGAUGACAGACGAGGACGGCCCAUGGGCUUCCCUAUGCAUACAAGAGGGGGUUUUGAUCGUAUGCCUCCAGGACCAGGUGGUCGCCCUAUGCCACAGUCAAGAAGAGAUUAUGAUGAUAUGAGUCCAAGGCGAGGGCCCCUCCCACCACCUCCAGGUCGUGGAGGCAGAGGUGGCAGUAGAGCUCGUAAUCUUCCACUUCCACCACCCCCACCACCAAGAGGAGGUGAUCGAAGAGGGAGACCUGACCAUUAUGAUGGAAUGGGUGGCUCAGGAUAUGGUCGGGGGUCAUAUGGUGAUUUAGGUGGACCUGUCAUAACAACUCAAGUAACCAUUCCAAAAGAUUUGGCAGGGUCAAUUAUUGGAAAAGGAGGUCAAAGGAUCAAACAAAUCCGCCAUGAAUCUGGGGCAUCUAUCAAAAUUGAUGAACCUUUGGAAGGGUCAGAUGAUCGAAUCAUUACCAUUAUAGGCACCCAAGAUCAGAUACAGAAUGCCCAAUAUUUGCUUCAGAACAGUGUGAAGCAGUAUUCUGAAGAUUAUGCUUAUGGGUUUUGACUUCUAAACAUUUGAGAGGCACAUGCUCAAGGGUUCUAAUGCUUAAGUGGAUUCCAAAAUAUUUUGUUUAGAACAGCUACAAUGAAAAAAACCUGGAAUGCUUUCCUUCCCCCCCCUUUCGUUGCUUAUGGAUUACAAACCAAGAUCUGGAUCUACGGAUGCAUUUGUUAAUAGUAACCAGCAGCACUAAGAAUCCACAAACUGCAGAGAAUGCCCCACCUCCAAGAGAAUUGUACAGAAUUACUAGAGCUGAAUGAUAAUAUCUGCUUUAUGUUAAAGAUUAUUUUGUUAUGUUCUAAAUUCAGUUAUUACAUGGAGAAUGAAUCUCCGCUUAAGCUUUUCUCUCCAGACCUUGAAUGGAAUAAGUUGAUUUUGUUAUCUUUUUGAACAGCAGCCGAAAUGUUCUGGUUUCCUUUUUCUGUUUUUAUAUUUUUAGUGUUUUUUGUUUUUUCUUCCCCCUCUAUAAAUCUUUUAAUUCCAACUCUUGAGGUUUUUUUCCUGAAAUGUUUGUUUAAAAAUGGGGGGUAUGUUAAAAGUAACAAGAUGGUGACUGUACACAUUGCUGUUUUUAUCACUUUUACAUUGGUAUGUUGUAACUGAAAUUAGUCACCUGUGUUGGUGUAUUGAGAAUUGACCAGCUGUGCUCCAGUUUUUUAAUAUAAUUAAAGUUGAAAGGAUAUUUUUUUUUUUUUUUAAUUAUUAUUCCUUAGAUGUAGCAAAGUGAGCAGUGCAACAUUUUAUUUGACUAAAUGGAAAUGAAACUAACCUAGUCAUUGUCUCUUGAAUUCUGUUCAAGUUGGAGAUGCCAAAUGUUAGGUUUAAAUAGGGGAAACUUGGAGUCGUUCAUUUAAAGGUUCAUUUAGUGUAUUAAACCUGGCUUUACACAGUGGCCAGAUUUCAGCAAAAUCUUCUGCAAAUAAAAGUUGUAGCAAUUGCACCAAA
This is a messenger RNA of Pseudophryne corroboree (corroboree frog), 2310 nucleotides long. It is a transcript of the gene HNRNPK, whose product is annotated as heterogeneous nuclear ribonucleoprotein K. Gene Ontology annotation, molecular function: RNA binding. Lineage: Eukaryota; Metazoa; Chordata; Amphibia; Anura; Myobatrachidae. The coding region runs from base 163 to 1368 and encodes 401 amino acids. The record is from RefSeq and is a predicted model, not a curated record. The transcript is spliced from 15 exons.